UAACAUCAUAACGAAAAUACGUCUAAUUGGCGAGUAUUCUUAUCGGAUGUGGAUGUUUUAUUGGGAAUAUUGGUGGUUUAUUUAAUAUUACAGUUGUAAGCGUCGGAUACUUUAGUUUUCGAUAUAUUUACUUUUCAAUCUGAUACUGAAACUUGUCACGUAAGUUGCGUGGUUAUAUUAAUAACCGUGUUUUCGACUAAUUGCAUGAAUAAAUUACACAUCGUCACAUGUCGUCAAAGUGGCUAAUUUUCCAUCCCUUCGCCAAUGAUCCGUUAAUAAGGCGGUAAAAUAUAAUUGAUUUAUCCGAACUAUUUUACAGCGGCACAUCGCCCAUUUCGUACCAUAAAACUCGCGGAGAACUUCACAAAUUGAUGGUAAUGAUCAUAGCUAAGACAUAUUAGUUUUACUCGUGUAAUAUUUUAACUCGUUUAAAACAGAUACACAGUCGGGUUUUAUUAAUAUUGUGAAUUAUUGAACACGUUUCAAAAUAAGUUAUGUUUCGUUAGCAGCAUGAGUUAGUAAUAAGAAGUCAGCUGCUUUAUAAAGUGCUUAACUUUGCCUUUUUUGGAAACUUCGCAUCAGUAGACGGAGAAAGUAUAAGUAAACAAAAGUAAGCGGAAUUCAGAGUUGUUUCAUUUCUGAUGUGUAACACCAUGUUAAAAUCAACCGACUAGAGAUUAUCAUAUGAAAUUCCGUCGAAUUUGUCCAGCGAAACGACAAAAGUAUAUUUACCUCAACUAGGCUGUGAACUUCCAGAAGUUCACGAUGGAAACUGAUGGCGAUAAAUCAAAGAAUUCAAAUAUUAUAAGAGUGAAAUUGUUGAAACAAAAGAAAUAUGGUCUUGGGUUUCUUGUCCGCAAAAGGUCAAAGACGCCACAUGUCGUAGUGUCAGAACUCGUGUCAAACGGUACAGCGGCUGAAAGUGGUCUGGUUCAAAUUGGUGACGUCAUCCUUAAAGUCAAUGACGUUAGUUUGAAUGAUCUUAGUUAUGAAAGAUCGGUGGAAAUGUUAAAAGCACUUCCGAUCGGGGUUGCAGUUUGUCUGAUAUUAAAAGGGCCGGAAGGGUACAGUUCACAUUUAGAAACACGCUUUAACCAGGAUGGUACUCCGAAAACUGUGCGAAUUACAAAACCUAUUUUACACUCCGAGGGAUUCAUCGGACGAAUCAGAAAAUCUCUUUCCGCAAGCGCCACCGGUCGUUCUUGCAGAACAAAACAAACCCAGGCGAAUUGUGAAUGUCAUAAAACUGUCACAUGGCACGGUGAUGAUACAAGAAUCUCCCAGCAGAAUGGAGAAGCGCAUAAAGAAAAUCAGUGCCUCGAUAAAUCUCAUUUGUCAGAUGGGUCAAAUGAGCACACAACAGAGCGCACUACAACUAAUGAACCAAGCAAUUCAAAAACAAACUUAAUUCUUACAACAAAUUAUUCUGAAUCUAACGAGGCUGCUAAUAGUAAAGGUACGGUCUCGCAUAAUAACGAAAGCGGAACAAAUAAUAAUUCGCCUAAACUUUUAUCGCAAGAUUUACUAAAGGAGAAAAUUCAUCAGGAUGAUAACAUAGGUAAAACAGUUGCAGUGAAUGUGUCGGGUUGCAGAGUGAAUACUAUGGAUAUAUUAAACAAAGAAGAACGGAAGCAAUAUGGUGACGACCGUGACGCUAAAUAUAGAAAUAAUGUGACAAACAAUAAUAUAUGCGACACUUCAAAGGGAUCGCCAUUAAAUGAUCCAAAUAAGUCGGAGAGAAAAGUUCUGAAAGAGAUCGAGAAUGGCACCGAAAAUGGACAUGGUGUUUCAGUGUCUAAAUUAGCAAACGGGACAUCAAGUGAAAAUGGAUCUGAAACCUUCCAAAAACCACAGGAUGAACCGGCAAAUACAUCAAAGGCACUUCUAGAUGGCAAAGUUGAAAAAUUAGGUACUGCUUCAUCAAAAACUUCUCCUGCAAAGAAAUUUGUGAAGCUCCGGCAUGUAGGAGAAGAGAGACCAGUAUGUACAGAUACAUUGCACCAAAAAGCAAUCGAGCCUCAGCCAUGCACUGCAAAGUUCUGUAUGGGAUCUGUGAUGGACGUUGGUCUAGUAGGCAGCGAGCCAAGACCCAAGCAGGAGGUUCUAAUUCACGCCAAGGACUUUAUCAACCAGUAUUAUCAAUCCAUUAAAAGGCAUAAUUCCCCAGCACAUUUGAACAGAUGGAGUGAGGUAGAAAAGUCUAUCAUUGAUAAGGGAACAUAUGAACUGACCACGCCAGAACUGACCUUCGGUGCCAAAACCGCAUGGAGAAAUGCACCAAGAUGUAUUGGCCGUAUUCAGUGGUCAAAAUUACAGGUGUUUGAUGCAAGACAUAUCACCACCGCAAGAGGGAUGUUUGAAGCAAUAUGUAACCACAUCAAAUACGGAACAAAUAAAGGCAAUAUCAGGUCGGCUAUCACUGUGUUCCCACCACGUACAGAUGGAAAACAUGAUUUCCGGGUUUGGAACCCGCAAUUUAUAAGAUAUGCCGGAUACAAGCAAGAAGAUGGAUCCGUCGUCGGCGAUCCUGCAAACGUAGAACUUACAGAGAUAUGUCAAAAACUUGGCUGGAAAGGUAAAGGUACAAGGUUCGACGUAUUGCCCUUAAUACUACAAGCCAAUGGACAUGAUCCGGAAAUGUUUGAGAUACCCUCGGAUCUAGUUUUAGAAGUAAAUAUAAAACAUCCCAAGUUUCCUUGGUUUGCGGAGAUGGGUUUAAAAUGGUAUGCCCUGCCGGCUGUCUCGAGUAUGGUGUUUGACUGCGGCGGUCUACUCUUCGUAGCCGCGCCUUUCAAUGGAUGGUUCAUGGGGACGGAGAUAGGUGCCAGAGACUUGUGUGAUCCAUUUAGAUACAAUCUAUUAGAGGACAUAGCGAAACGCAUGGGGUUUGAUACCCGGAAGAGUUCGUCGCUCUGGAAGGAUCGCACCCUUGUGGAAAUCAACGUAGCAGUCCUGUACAGUUAUCAGUCCCAGGGAGUAACAAUAACAGACCACCAUGCCGCAUCCGAAUCGUUCAUGAAACAUUUGGACAAUGAACAGAAGUUGAGGGGAGGAUGCCCGGCUGAUUGGGUAUGGGUUGUCCCACCUAUGAGUGGUAGCAUAUUGCCGGUGUUCCAUCAGGAAAUGUUGUCAUAUAAACUAAAACCGUCUUUGGAAUAUCAGGCAGAUGCCUGGAAAACUCAUGUCUGGAAGAAGGACAAAGAGCGAACUCGUUCAACGUCUGAUAGGCCGAGACGCAAGAUAGGUUUUAGGGAGCUUGCAAGGGCGGUCAAGUUUUCUGCAAAAUUAAUGGGCAAAGCCUUGGCAAGAAGAGUAAAAUGUGUUAUCCUUUAUGCCACAGAAACUGGCAAAUCCGAGGGUUUUGCAAAGACACUAUGCCAGCUCUUUAGACAUGCGUUUGAUGCAAAGGUUAUGUGUAUGAAUGACUAUGACGUGAGUGAGCUGGAACACGAAGCUCUGGUACUGAUUGUAACAAGUACAUUCGGUAACGGCGAUCCACCUGAAAACGGAGAGUCGUUUGCGAAGCAUCUUUACGAAGCAAAACACCCUGACGUAAAAGAUAAAUUGAACAAGCAGACAUCUUACUUACGAAUGAGUGGUGUGUCUCAUGACGAAGAUGAUGUCAUGUCGGAUGAUAAAGCUAGUAACAUCUCUGAAUCCUCUGUAUCAGUUGAAGACAAUCUAACAAUGGAAACUGGUCCACUGAGUAAUGUAAGAUACUCUGUGUUCGGCCUAGGUUCUAGCGCCUAUCCAAACUUCUGUGCCUUUGCACAUUACGUAGACAACAUGUUCAAUGAUCUUGGAGCGGAAAAGAUAUACAAAACAUCGGAGGGAGAUGAACUUUGCGGACAAGAAGAAUCUUUUAAAAAUUGGGCAAAAGAUAUAUUCAAGGCCGCCUGUGAAACGUUUUGCACAGGAGAUGAUAGAGCAAUGCAAGAUGCCACAGGAACAUUGACUACCACUGACCACUCCUGGAAACCUGAAACAUUCCGUGUGACACCAGCAAGCGUUGAAAAGAAAGUUGACAUCAUUGCAGCGUUAUCGACAGUGCAUAACAAGAGCGUGAUACCAUGUCGAUUUAUGGAAAGGACACAGUUACAGUCUGCCGAAUCAGAUCGACAAACAAUGCUGAUAAAAAUUGACACGACAUACGGUUCAUCUGAAAUGCUUUACCAACCAGGAGACCACGUUGCAAUAUAUGCACAAAACUCGGAAAAGCUGGUAGAUGCCAUUUUGAUACGGCUACAUAAUGCGCCCCCUCCAGACCAAUUUAUUAAAAUAGAAGUUUUGAAUGAACGAUCAACACCGUUGGGAACAAUGAAGUCAUGGGACCCUUACACAAAGUUUCCAGCAUGUACAUUGAGAACGGCAUUUUCCAGGUUCCUUGAUAUUACAACACCACCAACCCAGACACUGUUGAAGAUAUUUGCCACACAGGCAGGCAAAGACUGCGAUAGAGAAAGUCUAGAGAACCUAGCAAAUGAUUCGCGAAUGUACGAGGAAUGGAAAUACGAGUCAUAUCCAAACAUCGUACAAGUACUAGACCAGUUUCCUUCACUGCGCAUUCCGCCAUCACUCCUUCUAACCCAACUGCCAUUGCUUACCGCAAGAUUCUAUAGCAUUAGUUCAUCAUUGCAACUUUAUCCUGGGGAAAUACACGCUACAAUUGCUGUCGUCAAAUACAGAACACAAGGUAACAAUGGACCACUGCAUGAAGGUGUGUGUUCAAACUGGCUCAAUAGAUUAGAAGAUGGUGAAACAAUACCAUGCAUUGUUCGUCACGCUCCAGCAUUCCAUAUGCCCGAGGAUCCUACUGUACCAAUCAUCCUUGUGGGACCUGGGACAGGGAUAGCCCCGUUCAGAAGUUUCUGGCAACAAAGGAAAAUUGACAUGGAAAUGCUUCGAGAACCACAGCGUGGUACAAGAAAAGGCUGGGGUAAAAUAUACCAAUAUUUUGGGUGUCGGAAUUCUAAACUUGAUGAUAUCUACAAAGAAGAGCUAAAACAGAUGAAAAAUGAAGGCGUCUUAACGGAGGUUCAUACAGCUUUAUCAAGAGAGCCAGAUACACCAAAGACAUACGUCCAGACAAUCCUUAAACAGAAUGCUGCUGUCGUUUUUAAUUGUAUAGUGAAAGAAGGGGGACAUUUUUAUGUGUGUGGUGAUGUAAAAAUGGCAUCUGAUGUUACUGCUACUCUAGAAAAGAUAUUAUCUACACAGGGAGACAUGACAAUGCAAGAUGCGAAGAAUUUCAUAAUGAAAUUAAGGGACAGUAACCGGUUUCACGAGGACAUCUUUGGUGUAACAUUACGAAGUUCAGAGGUCACAGACAGGGCUCGUGAUCAAGCCAAAAAGGCAUGGAAUUACAUAAAUUCUGCAAGCAAAACAAAAUCUCAAAUUGAUAAGGAAACUGUGGCACCAAUACCACCCGGAGAAACCAAAGCACCUAAAGGAAAACCAAAGGCUCCAAGAAAAGCUAUGUACACACAAGAUUCUGUUGCUUGACCCAUUUAAACCGAAGUUAGGUUGUCGUGUGACUUACUACAGUUGAAAAAGAAAGAUCAUGCUAUUAAACAAGCUAAUUCGACGCACCAAUGCAAGUUAUAAUCAGACUGAUAGAAAUAAAUUAUGAUUUUUAUUUGCAGCUUGUGAUGUGUAGCGAUAUACCUAUGUACAAAUGUGUUUUGAAAAUUAAGCAAAUUCUUUUGUUUUUUGUUUCCUAUUUACAAUUUUUGCAUAUUUUUGAAAUACUGUACACAGAUACAAACUGAAUGAUCAAAGAAACAUUUUGUCUACAUUUUGUUGUGAUAUUAUAUUUUCAGUCAAAGUCUUCUAUUGUUUACACAUUAAUGAUAAAUUCUUAUGUGUUUUAUUUGAGAUGAUUUCUUCGCUGAAAAACCAUGGGAGGAAUAGCUAAAAUAUGCUUAAUUUGUGGAACAUACAAGUUUUGCAUUUGAAGUCGUAGUCAGAUGAAAAAAAAAAGAAAUCAAUAUAACUGGUACUAGUAUCUACAUUUCGUUAAACAGUUGCAAUAUGUUAUUUUUGUACAUUGUUUUUGUUGGUAGGUUCAAAUGUGUCGGAGGUAAAAUCGUUCAUCAAAGCUUUGUAAAAUACCUUUUUCAAGUCACGUCCCAAUAAAACGUGUAAAAUAUCUUUUUAAAUCGAAUUUCGAUUAUCUGGAAGUAAAACACUCGAUCCUUUAGAAUUCAAGACACCGAGUUUCAACAUGGUGUACUUUUACUACUGAUGUUUAGCCUGGUCCUCUGUGACAUUUGUCAUUUACUACUUUUUAGAGAUUGUGUGAGGUGUUUGUCAAAUAUGCCUCAUGUGGUUCUGGGACGAUCUACAAUAGGCGAUUAAUAGGGUGUUAACACUUGGUUUUGCUGUAACACUGUGAUUCCAGCAGGUAUGCAAAUUUUGAUUUCAUACCUCAUGUUUUUAUUUCGAUGUAAAUGAGAUGUGAAACCAAACUUUGUAGUCCUGAUUGGCGCCAUAUAACCUAUACUGUGUUGGUGCGCCGUAAAACCCAAAUAAAUAAAUAAAUAAAUAAAUAAAUGAAUUGUCAAAUAUAAUGUAAAAUUACUGCCCCAGCAGAACUGCUGUACACGGCAGACCGCAGUAGUGGUUUCUAUGUCAGCAAUAAUGUUAGUUUAUAUUUAUAAUGUAUUGUAACGAGACGGAUUUUAUUUAUCAUGUACUAGUUAUGUUCUAGACGUUUACCGUUUUGUGUAAGAACUUUGUAAAGUAUUUCACCAAUCUGACUAAAGUACAUCUCCUAUUAAGCUACGCAUAUGAUCUGAGAACGACCUAUUGAUAGCCUCGUUCUGACGACCCUUUCGCUAGCCAUCAGAGCUUAACUUAAAACAUUUCGCAAACCUUCAUUUAGCCUUGGUGUUUGAAAUUUACAAAUCUUAUUUCAUAAUAUGACAGAUAGCCGGUUAGCUCAGUCGGUAGGCCACUUGCUCUGUAAGCGAGGGUCCCGGGUUCGAGCCCUGGAAUGACUACACAUUUUUCUUACUCUUUGACAUUCGAACAAGUCGUCUGAUUGGUUCAAAUAAAAAUAAAUUUGCAAAAAUAAAAAUAGCAAUACUGGAAAUCCAAAAUAUACAGAAGACGUAUGUGAAUGGGUCGUUCUCAGAUCUUCGUUUAGAAGAUCAAGUACUUUAGUCAGAUUGAGUAUUUCACCAGCAUUCAUUUUUGCAUGACUGACAUUGUGUAUUUCUGCUUGUUUAGUUUAGAGGGGUACCAUUCAUUUCAGUUUCACUAGGUAUGUAUAUGUACUUUAAAAAGGUUACGAGGAUACCCUGUACUACAGUUUCAUUUGAUAUGUUUCACUUUCUUUGUAUAUUAUGUUCAUUGAGUAUGUCUAUUUCUAUCACACCGAAUCAAGGUGUACUCUACUCUCAUUCUAGGUAGGCCUGAUCAUCAUCUGAUUAAGCAUGCAGUUAAUUUUUUUCAUGUACAUUUACUACAUUAAUAUACAGAAAAUAUCAGUGUUUUCUAAGCUCGGGUAGUGUUCAGUUGUAUGAAUCGAUUUUUUUGGGGGGUAAGAUAUAGGCUUCUUCGUCAUAGCAUCAUAUUAUUAGUGUUUGGACGUUCUAAAAUUCAAGUGGUUGGAUGUUUAAUACAUCUGCAACCUCUAAAACAGCCAUAAUGAUUUAAAACUUGGAAAGUAAUGCGCUAACAUCUCCAAAACUGUCAAGCAGAGCAGGUUCAUGCUAUUCGCACACCUCUUCGUUUCAUAAUGUCAAACUGCGUAUAAGCAACAAAUUUUCAUGCAAACAUUACCAUGCAAUGAACUAUAUAUCGUGCAUAUUAAUGUUUAAACUUAAAACAAAUCAAAUACAGACACCAAUUUAGAUUUUGUAUAAUAUACAUUGAUGGUGUAAACUUGAAAAUUCAUUGUAUUGUAGGAAAUAAGAAAAACUUACCUCACCCUCUUGAAAAUUCAUUCAUUGUAUAGUACGAAAUAAGAAAAACUUAAAUCGCGUUAUUGAUGGUGUAAUCUUGAAAAUUCAUUGUAUUGUAGGA
Mercenaria mercenaria is the source of this 8028-nucleotide messenger RNA. RefSeq names its product nitric oxide synthase, brain-like. The transcript is spliced from 27 exons. Gene Ontology annotation, biological process: nitric oxide biosynthetic process. Lineage: Eukaryota; Metazoa; Mollusca; Bivalvia; Venerida; Veneridae. Bases 766 to 5502 code for a protein of 1578 amino acids. Gene Ontology annotation, molecular function: FMN binding; nitric-oxide synthase activity; protein binding. The record is from RefSeq and is a predicted model, not a curated record.